AUGGCCGCAACCACCGAACCGACUACGAAGACACCAGGAGGUGUCCCUCGAGCCACGCCUGGGCGCGGCUCGCCAGCGCGUGCGCCUACCGCACCCGCAGUCGUCAACGAUGGACCCGCUCGCGAGAGCAGGAAGCGAGACGAUAAGAUCCUCGCCGCGCUCGCCGCACUCACCGAUCGACUGCGCGCGACUGAUCUUGGCGCGUCGCGAUUCGCAUCGCUCGAGCCACCUCGCGCGCGCGCAGCACCGCAGCUGCAGCAGCGCGCACCAGCGUCUGCGCCACCUCCACAGGAGUAUGCAGCGCUACCGCCGCCGCAACAAGUCGCUCCACCACAAGCCUAUGUGCGACCGGGUCUCAACGGCUACGGGAUGCCGUCCGCAGUCCAGCGGAAGUUGAACAUACGCAAGUUCGAUGGUACGGAGCUGUACCGCGGACUCGGGAGCGGAUUCUUUGACUGGGGGCGUACGUUUCUGCGCGCGGUGAGCCUCGCGGAAGCGUCGUGUGGUUUCGGAUGGACCGAAGACAUCAAUGUCGACCUGCUUGGGCACUUUCUCGCCGGCACGGCUGAGAGGUACUAUCACAAGCAGGUCGAUACCUGGUGGACGCAGUCAUCCACACUCCAUGAGUACAUCAUGAAGCAGCUCCUGCGCACGUUCAAGACGUCAAUCACUGCAAGCCAGGGGAUGAAGUUAUUCAUGGCCAAGAAGAACGCACGACGUACCUGGGCCGAGCACUUCCUGUACAUGGUCACCGUUAGCGAGGCACGCAGUGGUGCUGACUCGCUUGUUCUUAGAAACAUCGUCCACCACGCUUCGCCGGAGCUAGUGAACGUGAUGCGCUCCAAGUAUGAACCCACUCGACUCGACUACCUGCGCCAUACCGAGGAGCUGGCGCACUUCUUGCAGUCCAUUGAGCACGGCAGCAGCGCGGUGGGUCGUGAUCCAUCGCCGCGCACGUGGAAGGCAAACCCAAGGGCGCGAUCACGUGCUACCGAUGUGGGCGACCAGGCCACAUUGCAGCCGACUGUAGCGCGCGAGUCGUGA
Peronospora matthiolae is the source of this 1044-nucleotide messenger RNA. NCBI's taxonomy places the organism in Eukaryota, Oomycota, Peronosporomycetes, Peronosporales, Peronosporaceae. The record is from the annotation of a GenBank genome assembly.